This is a messenger RNA of Xylaria bambusicola, 1083 nucleotides long. RefSeq names its product small secreted protein. The transcript has a single exon. Lineage: Eukaryota; Fungi; Ascomycota; Sordariomycetes; Xylariales; Xylariaceae. The coding region runs from base 417 to 899 and encodes 160 amino acids. The record is from RefSeq and is a predicted model, not a curated record.
GGCUAAUGUUCCACUUGGUAGUCGAAGCAGUAUUCUGGAUGUAUUUACUAACCUAGUGCGGCGGAUCAGGUAAUGUAGGGUGAUACGCCUCUUGGCGUGAGCUUCAUGUCCCUGUAGUGAACGAUCGUCAGUCGUUCGUAUUCGUGGUGUGGCUAGGCGGGUUGCUGUGUCGAGUAGAUCAGGGCAUAAAAGAUCACCAAUCGCCCAUUGACAUGAGAAAAACUCUCUAUCAUCAUAAAGCGUCAAUUAUUUCAGUUUUUCGCUCACUUCAUUUCUCUUCGCUCAACUAUACAGCUGUGCUGUACUUCGCUUCUUGCCAUCAUCCGAGUCAAUUCAACGAUCCUUCGUCGCCAGCGGCUUAAUUGUAGCCCAUCACCUUGCGACCCAAAUAUUCAUAAUUAUCCCACUAUCUCAAAAUGCGUUUGACUUUAAGCUCCAUCGUCGCUUGCGCUGCUGUUGUUCAAGCUGGUGUAUUCUCCCGACAAAACUAUAACGAAAUCUCCAUCUCGGGUGGCUUCGCAGGCAACGCCCAGGAAGAGGCACUAGGAGUAUUCGGCGCUCUGGACCUGAAUGACCUGGCCAACGUCGACAAAGACGACCUCGACUUCCUCAACUCUGUGAAUCAGAUCUGCAAUGAUGCCGAGAGAGAGGCCUUCAACCCAGCCAUUGAUGCCGCCGAUGGUGAAGAGGCCGAUGCCCUCCAGCGUGGCAAGAUAAAGAACAAAGUCCUGAAGCUCACAGCUACCAUUCUCAAGCUUCAGGCACAGCAGGCACAGGGCAAAGAUGUUGCUGACAGACUGGAGGAGGAGCAGAUAAAGCUGAACAACAACAUUCAACAAGAUGAGGAUGAGGCGGGUAAUGAGUCAACUUUCUUGUCAUUCAAUGCCAUCACCGACUAAGCGUUUGACUCUCCUCUCACUCUUUAAAGCCUUGAUCGAGUGUCACAGCAGGACUACACCGAGUUUUACAACGGAGAACGGGCUUUCCUUAUCCUUAGCUUGGAAAAGUGAUUGUCGUCGUAAAGGCAAGCGGGCAUUUUGAAUUCGAGUAUGGACUUUUUAUUAUAUAUACUUUAAAAAUCAC